AUGGAACAUCAGGAAGUUACCAUUUCAAGAGCUGAGCAUCAGCUGGAACUUGAGAUGCCAGAAGCCUCUAAAGAACUUAAUGUUCCUCCUAAGCUGUUGCAAUUUUCUUGCAAUCAUAUUUGUUCAUUCUCCAAACAAGAGUUUACUAGUACAGAUUUGCAGCAAAGAUCAAAGUUGACAGUGAUGCUUUGUAGGCUGAUAAUUUUCUAUAUAAUGGUCAUGACAGCUGAGAUUGUAGGAGGUGUUAUAGCAAACAGCCUUGCAAUCUUUACUGAUGCAGCCCACUUGCUCAUUGAUGUCGCUGGAUUCUUGAUUUCUCUUUUCGCAGUAUCGGCAUCGGGUUGGGAGGCAACAUCACAACAGUCUUUUGGAUUUAAUCGUCUUGAAGUUUUGGGGGCUCUUUUAUCUGUACAGUUAAUAUGGCUCGUCUCUGGGAUUUUACUUUAUGCAGCAGUUGACAGAAUUCUUCAUGAUGAAGCGAAGGUGAAAGGAAAACUCAUGUUUGCAACUGCCGCAUUUGGGUUCAUAAUAAACUUAAUUAUGGUUGUGUGGCUUGGUCAUGGCCAUUCUCAUCACAUAUGCACUGACAAAGAUCAUGAUCAUGAUGUGAACGACCAUCAUCAAGCAUGCAACGAAAAAGAUCAUGAUCAUGAAAAGAAGGAGUUAUCUGCCAGGAAUGAAGAAGAGAGUGCAUCUCUGGUGUCAAGUUUCUCUGAGGAGUCCCAAACUUUAAACAUUAAUCUCCAAGGAGCUUACUUGCAUGUCAUUGUUGAUCUGAUUCAAUCUGUUGGCGUCAUGAUUGCUGGAGCCAUCAUAUGGGUAAAACCAGAAUGGUUGGUGGUUGAUCUGGUCUGCACUAUCAUCUUUUCCCUGUUUGCUUUAAGUGCUACUAUACCCAUGCUUAUAACCAUAUUUAGCAUAUUGAUGGAGAGGACACCAAAUGAGAUUGAUGUUGCUCAUCUUGAACAUGGUUUGAAUGGUAUCAAAGGGCUUCAUGAUGUUCAUGACUUGCAUGUUUGGGCGAUCACUGCAGCAAAAAUUGUAUUGGCUUGCCAUGUAGUAAUUGAGCCCGAAGUCAACUCAAAUGAGAUUCUUCAUAAGGAAAGCUACCAGCAGACUUCAUCUGAAAUUGGUGGCACAUUCUCUUCCCUCUUGUUGAGGAAAGGUUCCCCAGAGGCGGCAUAUGCUAAGAUCCUAUCAACCCGAAGAUUCAUGUGGAGGCUUAUAUGGUAA
Molecule: messenger RNA, 1233 nt
Organism: Ilex paraguariensis (yerba mate)
Lineage: Eukaryota; Viridiplantae; Streptophyta; Magnoliopsida; Aquifoliales; Aquifoliaceae
Source: the annotation of a GenBank genome assembly